AGACUAAGUGGUUCACCUGCACGGCCAAAUCAGCGAUCUCGCAAUCCUGUAAUCUAUGCACGCCACGUCCAUUGGUGACUACAACAGAAAGAGUGAUAAAAAAGCCUGACGGAAAAAAAAAAAUAAAAGAAAACAAGCCACAUAUAAGUCAUUCAUAAUUAACUCAAGCCAUCGAUAACGAAGAAACUCAAUUCCAUCGUUUGUUCAACCACCAGUCUAUGGCACCUGGUAGUCUCUAAUUCCAACCUACUCGUCGAUUGCAGCCCAAUCAAACCUGUCACAUGCGCGUCGAAGAUGUGCCGCUUUCUGGUCUACAGAGGUAGCGACGAGAUCCUACUCUCGAAGCUGAUUCUUGACCCGACUCAUUCAAUCCUCAAGCAGUCCUUCGAUUCGCGACUUCGACUGGAUACACGACGCGGCCAGAACAACGCGGACGGAUUUGGUAUUGGAUUUUACACCGACCCGAAGUUAGGUGCUGCUCCUUGCAUCUUCACCUCAACCAUUCCAGCCUGGAACUGCACCAACCUACACCGCAUUGCCUCUAAAACAGCAUCGCGACUCGUAUUCGCCCACGUUCGAGCUACGACUGAAGGCUCCCUCAGCGAGGAUAACUGCCAUCCGUUUUACCAUGGGAGCUUGAUGUUUAUGCAUAAUGGUGGUUUGGGAGGCUGGAAGCACAUCAAACGAAGGCUUGGCGAACGGCUCCACGACAAAUGGUACCUCUGCGUGCAAGGUGGAACCGACAGCGAGUGGGCAUUUGCUCUGUUCUGCGACCGUCUCGAGCGUCUAGGCGUCAACCCGAGCUCCGAACCAAAGAAUGGAUUUGGUCCAAGCGUAAUGCGCAAGGCUCUCUUGCAGACGAUCGAGGUUAUCAACGAACUUACCAUGGCGAUCCCCGAGAGCAUUAUUCAGAGUGAGAAUGUGGAUACCAGAAGUCUGUUGAACUUCGCUGUUACAGAUGGCCACAGUAUCAUCUGCACGAGAUACGUGAGCAGCAAGACCGACCAAGCAGCUAGCUUGUAUUAUUCCUCUGGUACCCAAUGGGAGACCAAGUCCUCUACGCCCUCUACGUCGAAUGAUCAUGAUUACCAGAUGGAGCGACGGGAUAAAGGAGCAGAUAUCGUUCUCGUUGCUAGCGAACCCCUGACUUUUGAACGAGAAAACUGGGUUAAUGUUCCCACUAACUCGAUCCUAACCAUUCAUGGCCAAACAGUCAUGGUCAACCCCAUCAUCGAUGCCUUUUCUGACCGUGACCCCUAUCACCAACGCUCUUCAGCAUUUGCGCAAACUAAAGGCCUCACCACCAACGAGAAGGCGGCUGCACGUAUGGCCAGUCCCAUACCCACACCAAGCAUCGAUCUCGAAAGUCAGAAGCGUAUUCUUGCUCCGUUGAUCCCUGCUAGUAUUGGGCGAAGCAGAACACCGGAAGGGCCGUCAUUACCAAUCCGGCCUAAGACAUCUCUCGCGUAUACGGAGUCGAGUCUGGCUUCGGACAUCCGCCUCCCUCCUAGCGAUCCCCCUCCUCGCCCGGUGACUCGGCCAGACAUCGGUCCUAAACACCCCUCUCAAGGCAACAUCAAGAAGAAGCGACGUUCGCUUAACUUCGGAGAGCAGCCUCAUCCGGCGGAUCACCAAGUGGAUACGGAGCUACCAAUGCCGGAUAGCCCAGUCCAGAGUACUAUGUCGAGGGCCCCCGACUACACCACUUCGGAGAAGGCAGCACGUGUCCUCGGAAUGUCCCUAUAGUAAGGAAGUUCCGUGACGCGGCCUACCUGUCUCUUUUAUGUUCUCAUGGCGCUGCGCGACGGAUUAGGAUUUCAAGAUUUCGACGAUAGAAUGAUUUUGCAAGGAGGCAAAUAGCAAGGCGUUUCUGGUCGCUGGGUUGUUUAAGGGGAGUAGUUUCAUGUCUUCAUGUGCGUAGCAUAGCACCAAAAGUUAAUCACGAUCCCAUACCCGAUAUUGAAUUGAAGAACGAUCUUUCUGAACGAUCUCCAUGAUGAGUGAUUUUAUAGAGUGUUACGACGGGAUAUGCUCGAGGAAAUAAUCAAUGAUAGGCUUCUCUGUUAUUUCCAUCCUUUUUCGUGGGUAUCUACGACGGGGAGAGUACGGACAUAGACAUGGUGUUUCUAGCUUAGAUCGGAGUAAGUUGUAUAGGUUGAACACAGUAGUUCAGUGUCAUUCAUUUGAGUAAAUCAUUU
Annulohypoxylon truncatum is the source of this 2198-nucleotide messenger RNA. Its product is annotated as N-terminal nucleophile aminohydrolase. NCBI's taxonomy places the organism in Eukaryota, Fungi, Ascomycota, Sordariomycetes, Xylariales, Hypoxylaceae. The coding region runs from base 295 to 1746 and encodes 483 amino acids. The record is from RefSeq and is a predicted model, not a curated record. The transcript is spliced from 4 exons.